UGUUUGAUUAAUAAAGUAGAAAUAUGUUUAAAUGAAAUGAAUUAAUCAUGUUUAUGUUUACUAAAUGAUUUGUUCUUGUUGGUUGUACAUGGUUUCAAAGAAAUUCAAACCAAUUAAAUUGAUUCAUGUGAGUCCAACAAGAAUGAGAUUAAUCAAAGCAAUAUGACUCCAGUGGUCAGCUACUGCGCAUGCUCCAUGCCCCAAGGUCUCCUGGGAAAUAACUGAAGAAUCGUCAGGUCCUUUCCCGCUCAGUCCUUUGUUAUCUUCGCUCUUACAAACAUUGAGUGCAAGUCAAUCUGUGUCUCUGUAUGAUCAUUUGUAUGCACCCUGUUUUUUAAAUGUGAGGUGUAUGUGGCAGUGCAGACAUUGUGACACAAGAGAGAGAACUAGGUACAAAUUACUUAAACAUUAUAAACUAUACCAUCAUUGUGGAAGAGGCCAACAUUAUCUGUGCAUAAAUGUUAGUUGUCCAUGCUCAUUCAAGACUUGGACUGGACUCAAAGCCCAUGUCUAUAAAUGUCAUCCAUAUCAGCUUGUAUCAACAGCUUCCAGUUCAGUAACUUUUAAAUGUGAGUUGUGUGAUCGCAGUGACAUCUCAACAGAAAGAGACUUUUUUGUUCAUAUUGGAACACAUCUGCGCAAUAUAGAAACAGUUAACUGUGUAUUUAAUGGUUGCUCUUUCAGGACAAAUGUCCAUAGUACAUUUUACACACACAAAAAGAGGAAGCAUCAUCCACACAAAAAUGGCCAACCUCCGAAGCAAACUAAGGGGGCUGGGAUGUGCCGAGGUAAUGCUUAAUUCACUGAAGAGCAAGAACCAAGAUAAAUCUCUGGCAGCAUUGAAUGUCAAAAAGCCAAGAAGGGCAGAAGUCAAUUACUGUCCAGAACACCCAAAAGGAGAAACCACCGAGAGUCUUGAAGAAGAGAGAAUUGCACUGCUUUCUGAGUACAUGAAAAAAGACAAUUGGCAUACAGUGACAGCAAAAAUGGACAAGACUUUCUCAUACAGGAGGCAAGAAGUUCUGCAAGGACAACCCUUCGUUGCAGACUUCAAAAGCAGAUGGCCAGCUCUUUUCAAUGAGAAAGAGAUCGAUAAUGAAUUCAAGCGCAUAUCAACUGUGCCUCUGCUUUCGACAUUCUUCGCUGCACUUGACCAGUACUCUCCCCGUCUGAUAGAGAUCUUUAGACAUAAAGGUGGAGCAGGUGGAAGGAAGAUCCAACAUGUCAUGAUGGACAUUUCCAAGGAUGACACAAUACACACUAGACGAACAUGCGUCCUCAAGUCCUUGUGCAUCUACCUGAAUGAAGACCACGAAAAACUUGUGAAGGAAUACAAGAACACAGACACAGAGGCCACUGCGUCCAUGGGGCAAACUGUUCUGGGAGUUUAUGUAAUCCGGAAGGAAGGAGUGGAGCUGAGACAUGAAGACCCAGAAGACAUCGGUGUCCUGAUUGAAGGUGUGGAAGUUCUUAACAACCUGCAGAGCAUUGGAAUUGCUUGUGCUUUGUUGUUUGGACUUACAUACUGUUUGAAUCUGAGCUACCCGUCAAAGCUCAAAUGCACCUUUGAAGUCCUGCAAAAGAUAUUCCUCGAUCUUGAUGGGCAGAGACUGUCUUCCAAGGCACAGUUCCUCAAGAACAAGCUUAUGAGCAAAUAAGCUUGAGGAAGACUACAAUAAGUCUGAAGGGAGGAUUUUGUUUACUUUUGAGAGUUCAAAUUUAGGUGUUAUGAUGAUGUGUUAUGAUGUUAUGUUAUGACAAUUUAUAGUUUGCUCAGUGGAGUGAGAACAAGAGAGUCUCCAAAGUUAAAAUGUCUCCUAUAUUUAAAUGUUGCUGGAACAGAUAGAGUUGUAUCUUUACUACUGAUUUUAUUACAUAAAGUGUUGCUAAAGAAGUUUCACCCUUUGGCUGAAAAAUGUUUAAGAAGCCACUACAAUGGUUAUAGAUUCCUGUGCUGUCGGUGACUUUACAGAGAUUUUAUUUUGUAUUGUACAGUUUAUUCACAUAACAGUCACAAAUGUUUUUUUCUUUGCCAUGCCUGCCUUGUGUAAAUUUGAAGAUUUGAAAUAUAUAUAUAUAUAUAUAUUUUAUUUUCUAUUCUGCACAUAUCUUAUUUUCCAGUUUUUAUUUAGGGACCAAAGGAUGAGAUUUAUGUCUUUAAUGGCAUUUCUUUUUGUUGUAGUUUAGAAUUUGGUCAACUAGAAUGUUUCAACGGUGGAUUUGGCACUGUGUUGUAUGUUAAAUAAAUGUUAAACACAAAUGUUUGAAUAAAAUGUGAAUUAAUUUUUUCAGUCUUUUAUUUUGUAAUGCUGGUUAAUUAAUACAUACUAGUACGAACAAUGAACACAAAUCUAAUUGAACCAGUAAGAUUGAUAUUAGUGUGACAAACAGAGCUUAUGUUUGUUCAUUCAACAACACUGACAUUUGUAGAAAGAACAAGAUCUGAAAAGGUUCAUACAGCAAGAUGGGAUUUUGUUGUUUCAACAUGUUUAAAUAAUGUAGAUUAGACUAAUGAUUGUUGAGUUCAAAUUACAUGGUCAAGGCAAGCUGGUUGUACUUGAUUUGUUUAGAUGG
This is a messenger RNA of Acanthochromis polyacanthus (spiny chromis), 2574 nucleotides long. RefSeq lists its product as uncharacterized. The transcript is spliced from 6 exons. The record is from RefSeq and is a predicted model, not a curated record. Bases 669 to 1658 code for a protein of 329 amino acids. Lineage: Eukaryota; Metazoa; Chordata; Actinopteri; Pomacentridae.